Messenger RNA from Salmo salar (Atlantic salmon), 1105 nucleotides. Lineage: Eukaryota; Metazoa; Chordata; Actinopteri; Salmoniformes; Salmonidae. The record is from RefSeq and is a predicted model, not a curated record.
AGGAAGUGCAGUCAUUCUCUUUGGUUCCUUGGUCCUUGACACACACAUUGUGCAUUGGUUCCCUAUAACAUACGGAGACACAGACCCAGAAAUGGCUUCUCAUCUCUCCCUCUCCAUCCUCCUACUCAUCUUCAGACUCUCAGUUGCUUAUCGUGUGUCUGUGAAGACAGGAAGCUCCACCACCAUCCCAUGUCACUAUGUUCAGACAUACAAAACCCAUGUGAAAUACUUGUGUAAAGGAAAUCAUUUGUAUGGUUGCUCCCCUGUUGUACACGCUGACUUUCCUAAGAGCACAGAUAAUUCCUCAAUCUGUGACAUCAACCAGCAAAAUAUCACUCUGACCAUGACUGAUCUGGAGCCAGAGGACUCUGGACGUUACUAUUGUGCUGUUGAGGUCAAUGGUGGACAAGAUGUCUGGACAGAAUGGUUCCACCUAUCUGUCACUCCAGGUACUCCAGAACUCUAUGUGGACCAACAGGAGGUGACUGGAGUUGAAGGAGGGAGUGUCAUUGUAAAUUGUUACUAUAUUGGCACUGGAAAUAGCAAGUGGUGGUGCAGAAUUGUUGGCAUUCGCUCCUGUGUGUGGGGGAAUUAUGGGACUAUAGAUGGAACAUCAGUGAACAUACAGCAGAGCACUGAUACCACCAGAGGAAACGUCUUAAAGGUGACUAUGAGUGGUCUGAAGAUGGAGAACACUGGCUGGUACAGGUGUGGAGUGGGAGACCUUAUGAUGCCUGUUCACAUCACUGUCAGACAACUAACCACCACACAAAGUACCACCACUAUGACCACAACCCAAGUUCCAACCACUGAACAAUCCUCUUUCUCUCCAACUGCUGAGCCUGUUCAGACUGACAACACAGUCCAAGGACCUGAGGGGGGAAAGGAGAAGGACCCCAUGAGCUACACUCACCUUCUGACAGAAUCACACACCUCCCAUAUGGAGUCAGCAGGAGCAGACAACCCCGGAUUAGGGGUCGAGGAACGCAUCCAGCAGCAGGCGGCCAUGUUACAACAUCUCGACAUCGCCAUGGAUCGCAUCCUGCAGAAUCUGGACCGCUGGGAGAGAAGAAGAGUUCCUUCAGUGCUUAUCGUGUGUCUGUGA